Molecule: messenger RNA, 1524 nt
Organism: Xyrauchen texanus (razorback sucker)
Lineage: Eukaryota; Metazoa; Chordata; Actinopteri; Cypriniformes; Catostomidae
Product: E3 ubiquitin-protein ligase RNF182-like
Exons: 1
Coding region: 144-899 (251 amino acids)
Source: RefSeq, a predicted model, not a curated record
GUGCAGGCAAUGCUCCCUUCUGCCACAGCCUGCAUAGGAUACCAUCCAGACACCAGAAGUGGCAUAGCAGCUGCUUCACAACUAUGUUCCCGCACAGCUUUGACUACAACCAGCCGAUGAGAAAACGUUGAGAGGAAGGAGACAUGAUGGGACAACUCCCAGAAGAUGUGGUGGGUGGCUGCACCACUGAGGAACUGGAAUGCAAGAUCUGCUACUGUGCUUACAGCCUUUCAAGCCGACGUCCCAAGGUACUUGAGUGCUGUCAUUAUCUGUGUGCCAAGUGCCUUGCAAAAAUCCUUGAUUUAGGUGAAUUUUCACCCAGUGCCGUGGUCUGUCCAUUCUGCCGCUUCAUCACGGACCUUCCUGGAGAGGCAGUGGAAAGUCUACCAGAUGAGUGCAACCUGGUGUCAGCACUGUCCAUCCAGACGCGGAAGCUUCAGAACCUGAAGGAGACCCGAAGCGAGAUUCUCCUCAGCCCCAGACAUCUCACCUCCCUUGUAGGUCACUCUACCUCAGCUUCACCUACUUCGAUUCGUUCCAAUUACGUGGUCUUCACAAUUAUGGAGCCCCAACAGGAGUCUGUAAUUCCUUUGCAUGGCCCAGCUCCAGGAAGGGAUUACCGCUCUUCCAGCCUGGACUCCAUGGCCUCCAUUACACAGAGAUGGACGGUGUGGAACUGUGCGGCCCUGCUAUUCCAAACCUCAGCCAGGGCUCUGGUCUGGUUGCUGGGGCUGCUGUACUUCAGCUCACUGCCCUUGGGUGUCUACUUGCUAAUCAUGCAGCAUACCACAAUGGGGGUUUUGCUGGUCAGUCUGGUACCCGUCAGUCUUCUUAUUAUCAUGGUGUAUGGCCUUUGCCAGUGCCUGUGCCGUGAGCUGUGGGACUGUGUACCACCUUAAAGACCAAAGCAAAGGAAUAUAUGUAACUGUUGAGUGGAUAAAUUGUGAUUGGAUGUGCAGAUAGUCCUGAAGGUUUGUAGAAACUUAUGAAUCCAGAUAAAGAAUUCUCCCAUUCAUUCCAGAAUUCAUGGAUAAAUAAUGUGCACUUAACUGAAAGAAGAAAAAAAACAUAAAUGUCAUACAAAGUUCAUAGAUUUAAUUUAGUAACACAACUUAAUGUCAUGUUGCAAUAAUAUUAAAUGCUAAAAGUUCAACUUUAGGAUAUAAAAAAUAAGUCUUAUCCACUUUGACAGAAUGAUCCCAGCAUUUUAUUAUAUAACCUAAAAAAAAUCUGUAUAUAACUGUUUCAUGUGCCUGCCUUUUCCUUGGUAGGGUGAAAUUAACAAUUCAAUAACAAUGUCUGCUGUAGGUUAACUGAUGUAAGUUUUCACUGUCUAAAACAUUAACUUACAAUAAUUCUGUUAGAUAUGUCUAAUGCCAGUCAUUGGGUGUUUGCAAUAGGCAUAAAGCCCUUAACCUUCAACAUAUUAGAUACUGAAUAUGUUGUAGGGUAAAUAAAAUAUUUGAAUAUAGUGUAUGUGAAGCAUGGCUUUGUCAGAUACAUGUUUUUACUCAUCAAAAUAAA